Molecule: messenger RNA, 858 nt
Organism: Entrophospora sp. SA101
Lineage: Eukaryota; Fungi; Glomeromycota; Glomeromycetes; Entrophosporales; Entrophosporaceae
Source: the annotation of a GenBank genome assembly
AUGGGUUCUUCAAAAAAAAACAAAAAAACAAUUGCAUGCAAUUUGCCUUUAAUAGAAAUCCCAACGACAGGUUUUAAAGUUCUUCCAAUAGAAGUUAGUUACCAUAGUAAUUUAAAUGAUAAAGAUUCUUUGAUAAGUGCAAAUCAUUAUUGUUAUUUCAAACAACAUGAAUCACACACUAACAACAACAAAAAUGAUGAUAAUUUGCCUGCGGAUAAAACAUUAUUUAUAACAAAUUUACCUGUCGAUGCAACAGAAUUGCAUAUAAAGGAGUUAUUUAAAGAGUGUGGUAUAAUAAAAAAAGUACGCAUUCAUAAGACGGCUGGAUCUCCUGCUCAUAUAAUAUUUCAAAGCUCUGAUGGUCUUUCAAAAGCAUUAAAUAUGGUUCAAAAGAGAAGAAUAUGGAGUGCUAUAGAUGAAAAAGUAAAAGAAAAAGGAGAAAAACAUGUUCCUAAACUAGGAUUAUCUAAAUGGAUUCAAGAAUAUUAUUCACUUUAUACAGAUCCAAAAGAUCUUCAAGCUAAAAUUGAUGAUUUUAUGUUAAAUUUCGAAAAAACAGAACAAAAAAAACGUAAAGAACUCGAGGAAAGAUUAAAUAAGCCAGAUGAAGAUGGAUUUAUCACGGUGACAAGGGUAGGAAAACGCAGUGUUAACACAGAUGGUAAAAUUAGUGUGACAGCAAUUAAACCUGAAGAUGUUAAAAAUCUAAAACCAAAGAAUAAAGAAUUAGAUGAUUUUUAUAGAUUUCAAUUACGUGAGACUAAAAGAAAUAAAUUGGUGGAGCUUAGAAAGAAAUUUGAAGAAGAUAAACAGAAAAUUGCAAAACUUAAAGAAUCAAGAGGAUUUAAACCCUAUUAA